AUGUCGAGCUCACUAUCGACCUUAUUGCAGCAAAUCUACCCUCCCGCGCCAACCUUCACUGAGAAGGAUGUCGUGGCCGGGAGUCACGUAGGCAAGGUGUUUAUCAUCACCGGUGCCAACUCUGGUAUCGGCCUGGAUCUGGUGAAAUUCCUCUAUCCCACCGGCGCUACAAUUUAUCUUGCCAGCCGCUCAGUUGACAAGAUUCACAAUGCCAUUGCGCAAGUGUCUUCCGUCUCCCCCGCGCCAGCAACCCCUGCCACGCUCAAACCGCUCCACUUGGACCUAUCAGAUCUCACCACCAUCAAAUCCUCCGCCGCGUCCUUUGCGGCUCAAGAGUCACGUCUUGACAUCCUCUGGCACAACGCCGGCUCCGGCUAUGGGCCCGGAAGCGUGACAAAGCAGGGCUUUGAAGCCCACGCCGGCGCCUACUGUGUUUCCCCACUGCUCUUUACCCAGGAGCUUCUCCCGCUGCUCCAGGCGGCCGCGAAAUCCGCGCCCAAGGACAGCGUCCGCGUCGUCUGGACCGGCUCCAUCCUAAUCGACAUAAACUCGCCACCCGGCGGCGUCGACUUCGUCCGGAUCGAAAAGCCGACCACCAACCAAGAGCUGGACUACGCCGCGUCCAAAGUCGGGAACUAUUUCUUGGCGGUGGAGGGGGCCAAGCGCUGGGGCAAGUACGGGAUUAUCAGCGUGUGCGAGAAUCCCGGGAAUCUGUACACGCCUAUUUGGGUGAACGCCAGCUGGUGGUAUAUCACGUUUCUCAGGAUUUUUAUCUUGUACCCGUCAAAGUAUGGUGCGUACACGAUGCUCUACGCCGGGUUCUCGCCGGAUGUAAAUGAAGGUACCAAUGGCACGUAUAUCUGGCCUUGGGGUAAGAUUCGACCUGUCGGACGGGGCGAUGUGUUGCAGGCGGUAUCGGAUGGUAAAGCGACGGAAUUUUGGGAGUGGUGCGAGAGGAAAUGGAGGCAGCAUCUUUGA
Molecule: messenger RNA, 978 nt
Organism: Daldinia childiae
Lineage: Eukaryota; Fungi; Ascomycota; Sordariomycetes; Xylariales; Hypoxylaceae
Exons: 2
Coding region: 1-978 (325 amino acids)
Source: RefSeq, a predicted model, not a curated record